This is a messenger RNA of Polistes canadensis, 1286 nucleotides long. RefSeq names its product type-1 angiotensin II receptor-associated protein. Gene Ontology annotation, cellular component: plasma membrane. The transcript is spliced from 6 exons. The record is from RefSeq and is a predicted model, not a curated record. NCBI's taxonomy places the organism in Eukaryota, Metazoa, Arthropoda, Insecta, Hymenoptera, Vespidae. Bases 211 to 681 code for a protein of 156 amino acids. Gene Ontology annotation, biological process: angiotensin-activated signaling pathway.
UUGAAAAACUAUGUCAGAUGGCAGUAAACGUAAAAGGCGUUUACAUACGCAAUACUUAAUUCUGUGUAUAUCAUUAUGAAGUGCUGAUAGAAAGGAAAAGAGACAAAGUAGUUUAGUGACAGAUACGAAAGAGUGUUGUAUUUAGCGCUCUAAAAGGAAUAAGAAAGCAAUUGUUUUCACGAAAGGCACGUAGACUUUAACUGCAUAAAAAUGCCAGAUUUAUCUAGUAUAUCGCAUUUCCCAUUAAAGGUCAUAUUUGCAAUUCAUCUGGUUCUCGUAACAUGGGGUAUUCAAGGACAUUGGUGCCCAAGAUCUGCGAUGUUCUACAAUUUACUAUUUUUUAUCUGCCUACUGUGGGCUGUGCACAGCAUUGAAUCAGAUGAACCAUUACAAUUUGCUCUCUUCAUAAACGUAUUGUCAAUAUUUUUCGACAUAGUGACUUUAUCUGUUUACUUUCCAAUUGGUCUAGCAUAUGCGUCUGAGAAGUUUAGUGCAGCGUUUAUGAUAAUAAACCUGAUCGUGCGUGUUGUCACGAGUAUAUAUCUAUUGCGGAUAGGACAAGCAAGAGGUGGAAGUCUUGCUACAAUGUUUACAUCCUGUCCUCCCAUGGGUAUAGCUCGACAGGAUUACGAGGACAUAUCUCACUCGAUACCUCAAAAUUCUGAUUUCGUUGGAAUCUAGAUUAUUUUUAUGGUACAUAUUGUAAGAACUUAUAAUGUUCAAUCUUGGAUUUGUUUUUUGCAAGCGGAUCACUUAACAUAAGCUUAAACAAUAAUAUUAUGAAUCUCAUAUGAUAAUAUAUUUCCAUUACUUCUUCUAUCAAGGCGACAAACAAACGAAAAUGUAAUUAAAUAUUAUCAAAGAUACAUACCAGUGCGAACAUAAUCGAUCAGAUUUUAAAUGUAACUAUAGUGCCAAGUUACAUUUUAACAGAUUAUACUUUCGAUAAAAUAUUUUACCCUAUUUCUUAUAGAAUAUUAUUAUUUACGUCGAGCCGUUAAUAACAAUAAUUAAUACUGUUACAAAUGAUAUUGUUUCUUAUCAUUAUUAUUAAUUACGUACAUGCAUAUGGUCUAACACAAACAAGUAAUAUUUUUAAAAUCGCGUUAAAUGUUUCGAUUAAUUGUAUAUAAAAUACUUCGUAAUAUAACCAUGUAUUUUAAUUAAUUGUAUAUAUGAUAAAUUAUAUAUAUACAAACAGAUUUAAUAUAUUAUACUUGUAGAUCUAUUCUGUACGACUACUUUUAUCUGCAGAUUUGCAAAUAAAAUUCUUUAUAACAAUGUAA